GUCCGGCGGGGAGAAGUCCUCUGGCCUUAUCUUUGAAGAUCACCCGCUCAUUGCUCAUAUCUCCCGGUACUGUUUACUGUUUAGUCGAAUACUUACGUCUCAUAAGCGAUCCGUGAUCCGUGUCUUUAUCAAUCGCAUACUCGUAUCACAAAGUUGCAAGUCCACAUUACUUUAAUUUAAUUGAUUUGUGAAUAAUUAUCAUAUCAAGCAUGGAGAUGGACAUUGGCUUCAGAGAUAAAACUAUACGCAAAAACUUCUUAUGUAAAAUUUACAGUAUUGUUAUGUGCCAAUUGAUAAUCGCUACAACAUUUUUGUCGAUGGCAACUUUUCAUGAACCCACUAGAAUUAUUUUAAAAUCAUAUCCUUGCCUUAGUAUUAUCACAAGUAUUACUACUUUAGGUAUUUUAAUUGCACUCGCUUGUAGUGAAUAUUUACGCCGUAAGAGUCCUGUUAACUAUAUUUUCUUGUUUUUAAUUACCUUAGCUUUAUCAUUUUUAUUAGCAGUGUCUGUAUCUCAGUACUAUCCCAAUCAAGUACUUUUGGCUCUAGGCAUAGCUACAAUAAUAUGUUUUGCUUUCAUAAUAUUUGCUCUUCAAACUAAAAUAGAUUUUACAGUCAUGGGUAGUUUUUUAAUGGUAGCUAUAAUAAUUUUACUAGUUGCAUCUACCGUUGUUAUAUUAAUCCCUGGAAAAUUAAUGACUCUCAUAACUGCAUGUGUAGGCUCAAUAAUAUAUUCAAUGUAUCUUAUUUAUGACACCCAAAUUAUGGUUGGCAAUAACCAUAGAUAUUCAAUCACUCCAAGAGAAUAUAUACUUGGAGUAUUAGCCAUUUAUAUAGACAUAAUUAAUAUUUUCAAAGACAUAUUGACGAUUAUUGUUAUUGGUGAUUAAACAUUAUUUGUGUGUUAAGAUUUUAAAUAAAAUAGAGCAUAUUUUAAAUACUUACUAAAAAUAAUAAUUAGGUAUAGAUUAUUAUAAGAUUCCUUUUGGCUUUUAUUUUUCUAAGUUAAUACAGUUUAUUAUGUUGUACAGGGUAAAGUAGUUUUAAUAAUGUA
Messenger RNA from Aphis gossypii (cotton aphid), 1054 nucleotides. RefSeq names its product protein lifeguard 1-like. The transcript has 3 exons. The coding region runs from base 210 to 890 and encodes 226 amino acids. The record is from RefSeq and is a predicted model, not a curated record. Gene Ontology annotation, cellular component: membrane. Lineage: Eukaryota; Metazoa; Arthropoda; Insecta; Hemiptera; Aphididae.